AUGAAGAAAAUACGUUGGUGGACCUGGACGUUGACAGAUUGGAUGCUUCAUGCGAUGUCGGGUGUGAUAAGGCGUGCGAACAAACGUGGCCUCAAAGCGUUUUGUGCAGCCAAAAAUCGGCUCAGACUGCUGAGGUUUGCUGAGGCCUUUGAGGCACCAGAGUGCGGCGGAGAGCUUUCCGAGAAGCAGCGGAAGCAGCUGAGGGGUUUGGGCCUUUUUGGAGAGGGAGAGCCAUGCGAUUGGCCGGGCAUUGCAUGCAGGGAUUGCAAGGUGAUCUCUAUCCACAGCAGCGAGGCCACGGGACACUUAAAGCACCUUGAGGACUUGAGAGAUGUGGAAUUCCUCGACCUUUCAGGCAGCCAGGUGCAAGGCACUGUUGCAGACCUAUUGCAGCUGACAGACCUCAACAGCCUCUACCUAUACCAGACCCAGUUGUCAGGUAAUGUGGCAGAGCUAUCAAAGCUAAUAAGCCUUGAGAGCCUUCACCUCUCUGACACCCGUGUCUCUGGCGAUGUGGCAGAGCUAUCAAAUCUGACCCGCCUCAAGGUCCUUCGCCUCUACCGGACCCAAGUCUCGGGCAAUGUUUCAGAGCUAUCCAAAUUGAAGAGCCUUCGGAUUUUGGACCUCUACCAGAAUGAGUUGUGGGGUAAUGUUGAAGAUCUAUCAAGGCUGAAAGGUCUACAAAACCUUGAUCUGUCCGAUACCCGCAUCUCUGGUGAUGUGGCAAAGCUGUCGCAGCUGACAGACCUCAACAGCCUCUACCUAUACCAGACCCAGUUGUCAGGUAAUGUGGCAGAGCUAUCGAAACUAAAAAACCUUGAGAGCCUUCACCUCUCUGACACCCGUGUCUCUGGCGAUGUGGCAGAGCUAUCAAAUCUGACCCGCCUCAAGGUCCUUCGCCUCUACCGGACCCAAGUCUCGGGCAAUGUUUCAGAGCUAUCCAAAUUGAAGAGCCUUCGGAUUUUGGACCUCUACCAGAAUGAGUUGUGGGGCAAUGUUGAAGAUCUAUCAAGGCUGAAAGGUCUACAAAACCUUGAUCUGUCCGACACCCGCAUCUCUGGUGAUGUGGCAAAGCUGUCGCAGCUGACAGACCUCAACAGCCUCUACCUAUACCAGACCCAGUUGUCAGGUAAUGUGGCAGAGCUAUCGAAGCUAAAAAGCCUUGAGAGCCUUCACCUCUCUGACACCCGUGUCUCUGGUGAUGUGGCAGAGCUAUCAAAUCUGACCCGCCUCAAGGUCCUUCGCCUCUACCGGACCCAAGUCUCGGGCAAUGUUUCAGAGCUAUCCAAAUUGAAGAGCCUUCGGAUUCUUUACCUGUACCAGAACGAAUUGUCAGGCAAUGUUGAAGAUUUGUCAAAGCUGAAAGGCCUUCAGUACCUCGACUUGUCGGAGACACAGGUUUCUGGCAAUGUGGCGGAGUUGAAGACAUCAACCAGGCUCCACAAGCUAUCCCUUGCCCACACCCAGGUGCACGGAGACGUUGGAUUCAUCGCCCAGAUACCGGACUUGGUGGAGGCCCGCUUCUCCAAUGCGGUGUCAGGGAAGUUGGAGGAUUUGGAGGGCUGCUGUCGACACCUCCGAGAAUUGCAUCUGGGAGUUCCAGCCUUAAUUCUGUGCAGCAAGAGUGCAAGAGUUUCUUGUACACCUGCAGCCAACAGCUUGAAUCGCUUGAAUCACUUUUGCUCUGAGGAGACGCAAGUUCGGACUUCGGAGGAGUGUCAGGACUUGGGGCACAGAUCUUCCCUUCUGUUGGAGGGCAAGGAGGUUGUCGCGUCGGAGGCCCUGGGGUGCCCUGAAGAAGCGCAGCAGAAGCUGCGAGGGCAGCUGCAGGGCUUGGGCAUUGGAGAAGGGCAGCAGCAAGAUCCGUGUCGUUGGAUGGGCAUUGACUGCAAUCGUUGCGAGGUGCGGAGCAUUGAGAGCGACCAGGCCACAGGGCAUUUGAGUUCCGUCAAAGAGAUGACGAAACUGGACCGCCUGAUUUUGCGAGGCCAGGUCAGAGGCAACAUCGCUGAGCUUUCGAAGCUGAAACUCUGGAUCCUUGACCUUGCACACACACGUGUUGUGGGCGACCUCACGGAGCUAUCGAAGCUGAAGGGGCUCGAAGUCCUUGACCUUUCGCAGAGCCAGGUGGUGGGCAAUGUGUCGGCGCUAUGCAACCUGACCAAGCUCACGAGGCUUCACCUUUCCCAGACACAGAUCGUUGGCGAGCUCGGGGAAGUAUCGAAACUGAAAGAACUCGGGAACCUCGACCUUUCGCAGACACGGGUGGCUGGUGAUGUCGGGGAGCUCUCGAAACUGCGCAAGCUCACAGACCUUCAACUUUCCCAGACGAAAGUCCAUGGCGAUAUCACUGUCAUCACCAGCAUGCCCUAUGUGAUCAAGGUGGACUUGUCCGGCACCGCGGUAUCUGGGGACCUGACUAACGUGAAGCGGGGCUGUCUUAAUCUCCGCGAACUGCGUCUUGGAGAUACGCAAGUCUGGAUAUCACCUGGUGCUCAUGCUUCUCAUCUUUCCAAACAGACCAUCUGGCUCCCAGCUUUGCAAUCUCUCAAUGUGAGUGGUUGCAACCUGAACGUCAGCUUCAUGGAUAUGUUUGGGGCUUUGGUGCAGAAUCCAAUCAGCAGCAUCCUUGCUGCAGGAUGCAGUCUGACAGGCAACGUGCACUUCGAAGCUCCCGGUUCCAAGCCCUUACUUAGCUCGCUUGCAGCUGUUAGAUCUCUCAGGAAAUCGCUUGAAUGCGGUGUUUGCCUCUCUUGCGAACCUGCGGCUGGAUGUUAGCCGCAAUGAAAUCCCAUUGCGCGUCAGCCCGCGCGUGAUCAAAGCUCUGGCAAAGUCAGGAAAGGACCUCUGGAUGAUGGACACGGAACUGGCGAACAGAGAGCCUCACCGAGCUGCAAAUGGAAGAGAUGUGGACCGCAAGAGAGACCGGUGGAUACUCGUGCCACGACCUGGCGAGACGCAACUUGCAAGUCACAGCAGAGCGGUUCUUGCCGGAUGUCAUGUGCGCCUGUAGCCCAGGCCACUUUGGUUCGGGAACCAACUGCUCGAGGUGUCUGCAAAACACUUUCAACGACCAGAUGGAUCAAAGCAAGUGUCAAGCCUGCCCUGAGGGCGGCAAGGCUCCAGCUGGAUCUCAGGCCCUUUCGGCCUGCGAGUGCCCCUAUGGCGUACCUGGAAAUGUCCAGAACGAGACGAUAUGCCGUUGCAACCCCGGUGAAGCGCUCAGUUCUGACCACGAAUGUCUCUCCUGUGGCAAACUGCACCUGGUUUGCAAUGCACCUGGAAGCCUUGUAGCCACAGCGCCCUUGGAGCCGGGCUGCAUCCGCUUGAAGGAGCCUUCGGAAGAGAUCUUCGAAUGCCUUGACCGUCAACAUUGCAGGAACUCCAGCUGUACGCCAGGAC
Molecule: messenger RNA, 3402 nt
Organism: Cladocopium goreaui
Lineage: Eukaryota; Dinophyceae; Suessiales; Symbiodiniaceae
Source: the annotation of a GenBank genome assembly